Messenger RNA from Saccostrea cuccullata (small rock oyster), 4177 nucleotides. RefSeq lists its product as uncharacterized. Bases 1 to 3621 code for a protein of 1206 amino acids. The transcript is spliced from 13 exons. The record is from RefSeq and is a predicted model, not a curated record. NCBI's taxonomy places the organism in Eukaryota, Metazoa, Mollusca, Bivalvia, Ostreida, Ostreidae. Gene Ontology annotation, molecular function: protein binding.
AUGGACACAGGGAAUGAUGCGGACGGGACAAAUCGCCAAUUAAAAUGGUUUUGGGUAGUAUUUGAGGUUAUGACAUGUAUGCUCCAAGAUGUUUUAUGGAAAGAAAUCCGUCCAGACAGAUUAGCUGAUGCUGUGAUGAAUUCUAAGCCUUUAAAGAAACGUUUUAAGAAAUUGAAUGCUUUGGAUAAGAUAAUAAAAGCUAAAGAUUCACAAAAGCCUUAUGAAGACUUUGACAUUUCUUUGCUGUACGUUUGCCUAAGAAACACAUGUCCCAAAAUCAAACCAAAAAAGGGUUGGGAACAAAAACCAAAAGACAGUGAUACAACCAUAGGAGACGACGUCGAACGAAUUCGACAUUUUAGAAAUGAUUUGGUGCAUGCUUCAAAAGUAUUUAUGUCAGCAAUGGAGUCGGAAGAAAACUGGGCAACUGCUGUCGAUAUUGGCAGACGUUUAGGAGAAUAUGUAGGUAGGAACGUUAACUAUGAGGAGGAAAUCAAACGAUGCCAAAAUAAUUCAAUUACUCCUGCAAUGAAAACAGAGGUCACAGAAAAACUAGAAAGACUGGAAAAUGAAGUAUGCCUUUUGAAACUUAAAGUGACAGAAAGUUGGAAAUUACGAUCAGAAGCAUCAAGUCAGGCCGAAAGGAAAAGACAAAAUCUUAGCAUACUACAACAUCAUAUUGUUCUAAUUUUAAAUGAGACAUCGAAUUCUAUCAGAGAGAAAUCGAAAAAAUCAAAGAUAAAGAAAGUUCUUCGUAGAUUUAAAAAGCACGACGACGUUUUGAAUCAAUUGACAGAGACACCCGAAUUUCAAGAUCUUCUCAAUAACCUGACUGGAAAAAUAUUGAUGUGUGCGAAGGAAAAGAAAAACGAACAUAAGAUUUUUGCAAUUUAUUUGAAGUUUCUCUGUGAAUGGGAACGAAAAUAUUCCUGUUCAAUUAUUUGUAGCCCCGGAUGCAUCUCACUUGCUGUGAAUUUCCUUUCAAUCGCGGAAAUGGAUUUAUUUUUGUCGGAUUUUGAGAAUGGAAAUAUUUCAUUAGAUCUCCAAGAAGUACUUCUUUAUCCACCGUUAUUGUCCUUAUUUGAUCUCCAGGAAGGAGAUUUGGACUUCCGCAUUACAAUUCUAGAGGAGGAUCAAGAUGAAAAGUCGGAGGAAAAUUUAUUCAAUGAAAGAAGGAAUUUCCAGGAAAAUAAGAACUGGAAUUCUUUGGAUAAAUUUUUACACAUUGAUUGCAAAGCAUUUCUUCGAGCAUUGUUGAAACACAUCCAGGAAGAGGAUCUAGGAAUUGCGACCUCAAAGGAAUCACAAAGAACAAAAUCACGCAAAGAUACAGCAAGAGAAAAAAAGGAGGUUGAAAAUUUGGCGUUAGAGGAAUGUUUUAGCAUAUUUCGAAGCGGAGUCUACAAAGAUUUUAUAUCAGAACCAAAACUCGGAUGGGAGUCUAGAGAAUUCCCCCGCGGUAAUCAAACGAACGUAGCAGACGAUAUUUUACGGCUGUUCUUUUACUGGGAAGAAGUACGUUCUAAGAAGGACAUGAAAAUAUCAAAAGCAAAGAUGGCAGAUGUUGUCUUUGUACUACAAGAAAUAGCUGAAAGAAUGGCAAGAAUUUAUGGAGAUUUGGGUGUUGAUCUCCAAAAUAAAGUGGCUGCUCUUACAGACGACGCCUCCAUCUCUGAAGAAUUGAAGAAAACUGACGAAACCAGCGUAAAGGACUUCGGUGAAAAAGAAGAUAUGAGGAAAUACAAAGAGUUUUUCGAGAAUCAGGACCUAGAAGAUACUAACGAUCUAAUUUCUUUCAAAGAGACUCUUCAAGACCUUCGCCACAAAACGUUUCGAGCAUGCAAUGCAGAACUUCUUCAAAACUAUAUGAUGCCUAUGAAACAAGCUCUUGAGCACGUGAAACGGCAAGAUUUGGAGAUUAAAUUAUAUGGAAGUGCAGAAAGAGCUCUGAUUUGGAUCCAGGAAACAGAAAAACUGCUUGAAGUAGAAGCUAUAGAAAAACUGAAGGGAUUUGAUGCACUUCGGUCUGAAAUGGAUGGGCUGCUACGUUAUGUUUCCUCUGUUAUGGACCAAGUGCCAUCAGAAAUGGAAAGCAUAAAGAAGAAACUCCGGGCCGUGUACUCUAAAGUAAAGUUAUUCAAUGAGUGCAUAUCAAACAAAGAGGAAAGAAUCACCAUAGAUAUUGAUUCUAGAGGAACAAUUUUAUCAUCACCGAUCCAAGGGCUGUCUUUGCAAAUGUGGGACAACAAUGAUAGAAAUGAACACAUGCCUAAUCUAGACAGGUCUCUUUUUCAAACCAGUGUCACUGAAGUCUUUAGAUUUACAUUGCAAGGGAAACCUUACACAGUUCAUAGCAAAAAUGAGGAUGUCAUAUUGGUUCGCAUUCAGAUGAUAAACUUAAAGAAACCAAAUGGUAGACAGUGGCUUUCUAAAGUAUGUCAUAGAGACAUCUGGACCACCAUUGAAACACAGACCCAGGAUGAUUGGAUAUUUUUUGGGAUAGAGGCCUUGGAAUCAUUCUUUAUCAUAGAAUCUGCUGAAGAAAUGCCAAUGACGAUUGACCCUAAAGGAGGAGUGUAUAUGCAUGUUUCAGACCCUAAAGCUCAGAUUGAGAUACCGAAGGAUGCGACAGUUGAACGUCAAAUAGCAAACGUUUCGGUUGUCUUGAUGGAAACACCGUCUUUCUUGGGAUUUACAAUGAUUUCAAAGAUAGUUCGAACCUCUGCACACUUUUUGAAACCAGUUACCGUCCACUUUCCUGAAACAAUUCAAUCCACUGAUAGUAAUUUAGCCUCUUUCCACUUCGACAUUAUCCAUGAGAAGUUGACGAUUGAUUUCACUCACACCAUCAAACAAGAAGGGGGAUGUUUCAUUGCCCUUGUCUCGGAAUUUAGCGAGACUGGCAUCGUUGCUGUUCCUAAAAGCUAUUCCCAGCAAAGUGGAAGUUUUAUCCUUCCAUCUCAUGAAUAUAAGCAGAACAGAAAAAUGGAAUUCAAAUGCAAAUCACUGACAUAUGUUUCCAAAGAAAGAGAAGACUUUGCCCAAUUAUGGUGUGAAGUUGUUUUAGUAGAUAACAUAGAUGAAAGAAGAACGAUGAUGAAAAUAAAAAAUUCAGAGUUCAUGGAAUUGAAAGAGUCCAAUGACUUUUUUCUGAAAGAGGACGACCGUAUACGUGUUAACGUUACUGGAUUAUUUAACAAUAGUAAACAAAAACUGUAUAAUAUCAUUAGAUUCAAUGUUUCAACAGACAAUCAUAUCAUUUUACCCUUGGAAAAAACGGGCAGGGAGAUAAACUCCAAAAUUUCGUAUGAAAAAUGCAUUGGAAAAGAUAAAUACUUGUGGCAGAUGUCCGUAAAUAUCGAGAUAAUAAAAACAGCAGCCGUGAAAUCUCUUCAAAGACAACGCACAAGGGAAGGUUUUGCCCUAGAGGAAUUCAAGAGUUUUCUUCAUCACUAUGAGCUCGGAAACUUAAUUGAGACGUUUAUAAAAAAUGAUAUCACCGGCUUGAAAGUGUUUCUAGGAUUAAGCGAAGAAGAUCUAAAAGAGCUAUCUCUAUCUUUGGGACAUCGCAGAUCGUGUUUGGCCGCCAUUAAAGAUUAUAGAGAAAGACAUGGAAAAUAAUUUUUUUAAAAAUGAAUAAAGGAAGGGAUUUUAAGCAUUAUGUUGCACAUGAAUGAUAAGAAUAUUUUUUUCUGUAAGACUAAUUAUACCAGGCAAACUGGAUCCAAGAAGCUAUUUCGUCAGAUGCUCAAAUACAUUAACUGAUCUUUGUGGCAUGUUUUGUUUUUCAUUUUCUUUCUAUAUCAUCUGCUUGAACCAUCAUUUAAAAAGGUUGUGAGUUAUAUUAUUUCUAAGGAUCAUAUCUAUUCGAUAUUUUAGGGAUUGUAAUUUUUUGACGUUCAAAAUUCUCGGUUCUUUGCUAUUCAAUUAUUGUACAGAUAAAAAUGCAGCUUAGCGCACUGUUCCUGCUCUGCUAGACUGUUUACGUAGGUCGAGAGUUUAACAAAGUGUAGGGUUGGGAGUGAGUAUCAUUAAUAACAUGAAGUGUUCUUUUACUGUUUUAUAACACCGAUGAAACCGAGAGGGCUAUAGGUUUCCUUUACAUCUUUCCGUACAUCUGUCUUUCUGUCCUACUAGCUGUCUUCUGUGUGAUUCAUUUUUUUAGAUAAAGGAUUUU